AUGUAUUGCAACUGCCUCAUCGGUGUCGUCUUCUGCCUGUUGGUAAAUCUUUUCAAAGCUGAAGAAAUCAGCAGCGAGGAUUCGAACUUCUCCUUGGAUCUGCCAGAAGUGCGGGGAAACAAGUUCCUCUACUUCGGCUUCGGGAGCAACAUGCUAGCCGACAGGAUCCACAUCAAGAACCCAACGGCUGUGAAGAUUGGGCCCGCCCUGCUUCCCGACUAUCGGUUGGACUUUGCUCGCCAUUCGGCUCGUUGGAAAGGUGCGGUGGCCACCAUUGUGCCCACUUUGGGAGAUCAUGUGUGGGGCACGCUCUGGGAAAUCGAUAUCAGCAAUCUGCCGGAUAUAGACAAACAAGAAGGCGUUAACAUGGGCAUUUAUGAGCCCCAAACGGUAUACGUUAAAGUGCGUAAUGAGUCCAAACAAACUCCUGCCCGUGCUUAUCUACUAGUCGAUCAACCGGAGACCAAUCUAUACGAAUUUUCAAAGGACUCUAUUCCUGCAUCCCGUCAACCCUCCCAUACUUAUUUAAAAUGUCUCGUGAAGGGCGCUAUUCAGAGCUCCGUUCCAGAGGAAUAUGUUCGGAAAUUGAUGGGCAUCAAGCACAAUGGUCGCGUGGUCAAAAAACUGGAAAAGAAACUGAAACUGCGGCAUAUCGAAUAA
Messenger RNA from Drosophila ficusphila, 660 nucleotides. Its product is annotated as gamma-glutamylcyclotransferase-like. Gene Ontology annotation, molecular function: gamma-glutamylcyclotransferase activity. NCBI's taxonomy places the organism in Eukaryota, Metazoa, Arthropoda, Insecta, Diptera, Drosophilidae. The record is from RefSeq and is a predicted model, not a curated record. Bases 1 to 660 code for a protein of 219 amino acids. The transcript has 2 exons.